Messenger RNA from Fusarium tjaetaba, 1239 nucleotides. RefSeq lists its product as uncharacterized. Lineage: Eukaryota; Fungi; Ascomycota; Sordariomycetes; Hypocreales; Nectriaceae. Bases 1 to 1239 code for a protein of 412 amino acids. The transcript has 2 exons. The record is from RefSeq and is a predicted model, not a curated record.
AUGGACCAAGCCACAGAGGAAUUACGCGUCGAGCCCCCGAAAGCCAUUGAACUGGAUGCCAUGAUGGACGAUGUGUCUGCCAAAGAUGACAUUUCAAUUACACCGGCACCCAAAUCCUCAUACACACCCCAGUUCCCAUCAGAGAGCUCAGUCAUCUUGGGCCGUCUCAAGAAUGAUUCCCAAACAGAGGGCAACGGGAAUGUCAGAGAGAAACAUUCCGCAGACUUGAAAGACACUUUGACUAUGCCGGCACCUACUAAAGCCAGAGGUCAAUCCUCACUAUCAUACUCUCUCAAUGCAGGCGUGAAGCGAAAACGAGAAGAGCUGUCGGAAAAGAUUGAUCUGACUCAAAGCACUGUCCCCUUCCCGUGGAAAGUCCGCUCUCAAACUCAACAAGCUACUAUCGAGGCUCAGCAUACCGGAGAGGAAACCAGAUGUUCAAUGUGUGACGGCUCUGCUCAAGUUUCCCCCUUAGUCACAUGCACUAGAUGUCUUGUAUCUUGGCACCAAAAAUGCCAUCCUCCUUUGGUUAGGGGCGAGGACAUGACUUCUGCAAGCUUCACUUGUGCCAAGUGCGUUGCGGCCAGAGAACAGACCGUCAGACUCAGGGGCAGAGUUAGUCAGCAACGGGAACACGAAAUCGAGCGGCUUCGACAGAAACGCCUGUCUGCUCUCCCCAAGGGUGUUAUCCCUGCAAAACCUCACCUCGUGGGGUUUGGUCCUGGUCGGGCUUCGGAGGCUUCACGAGCACAAUACUUUGAAUCCGUGCCGAAGACAGACCUUCUUAAUAUUCUAUCAUUGUGCGAUCAACUGAGACCAAACCUCCUUGUUGACUUGCUCGUAUCUAUCUCAAAACGGCAUCCUGAAAUGCCCAUAUUCGAUUCACCUGACUGGGAUAGUCAAUUGUCAAACACUUCUCGGCCUCCUAAAACAAAGCAUGACGAGAAGCCGCGACAUGGACAUGUUCUUGUCAACAGAGCAGCAAAACCGAAGCAAAAGACUACGAAAAAGAUACUCAAACGCACUCGGGUCAUAGAAGUCAUCACAAGUGCGCCAGAGGAAGAUAAUGUCGAUAUUCUGCCGCCAACUUGGGCGAAGGCUGGCCAUGGAUUAUACUCACAUUUACUGCCUGAUACAGAAGACAGGUCGCUUCUCAUGGAUGAGAACGAUGAAGAAUCAUUCAGUCACUUUUUGGUCGAUGGGGCUGGGCGUCAGAUCAUGGAACCUGUGGGUGCUUAA